Acanthosepion pharaonis is the source of this 873-nucleotide messenger RNA. The record is from the annotation of a GenBank genome assembly. Lineage: Eukaryota; Metazoa; Mollusca; Cephalopoda; Sepiida; Sepiidae.
AUGUCAUUUUCAUUCCACUUUUUUUUCCUGCUAUACCAUUUUCAUUCUUAUUUCUUUCUUGCUUUACCAUUUUCAUUCCCUUUCUUUCUUUCUAUAUCAUUUCCUUUCCUAUUUCUUUCUUGCUUUACCAUUUUCAUUCCCCUUUCUUUCAUUACCAUUUUCAUUCCCCUUUCUUUCAUUACCAUUUUCAUUCCCCUUUCUUUCAUAACCAUUUUCAUUCCCCUUUCUUUCUUUACCAUUUUCAUUCCCCUUUCUUUCUUGCUUUACCAUUUUCAUUCCCCUUUCUUUCUUGCUUUACCAUUUUCAUUCCCCUUUCUUUCUUACUUUACCAUUUUCAUUCCCCUUUCUUUCUUGCUUUACCAUUUUCAUUCCCCUUUCUUUCUCGCUUUACCAUUUUCAUUCCCCUUUCUUUCUUGCUUUACCAUUUUCAUUCCCCUUUCUUUCUUGCUUCACCAUUUUCAUUCCUCUUUUUAUACCAUUUUCAUUCCUCUUUUUAUACCAUUUUCAUUCCUCUUUCUUUCUUUACCAUUUUCAUUCCUCUUUCUUUCUUUACCAUUUUCAUUCCUCUUUCUUUCUUUACCAUUUUCAUUCCUCUUUCUUUCUUUACCAUUUUCAUUCCUCUUUCUUUCUUUACCAUUUUCAUUCCUCUUUCUUUCUUUACCAUUUUCAUUCCUCUUUCUUUCUUUAUCAUUUUCAUUCCUCUUUCUUUCUUGCUUAACCAUUAUCAUCCCUCUCUCUUUUUGUUAUAUCAUUUUCAUUCUCCUUUCUUUCUUGCUUCACCAUUUUCAUUCUCCUUCCUUUCUUUCUAUAUUAUUUUCAUUUCCUUGUCUUUCUCACUAUACCAGUUUUAUCCCCUUUUCUUUCUUGCUUUAG